Brassica napus (rape) is the source of this 2532-nucleotide messenger RNA. Its product is annotated as auxin-induced protein 15A. Gene Ontology annotation, biological process: response to auxin. The record is from RefSeq and is a predicted model, not a curated record. Bases 1647 to 2039 code for a protein of 130 amino acids. The transcript has a single exon. Lineage: Eukaryota; Viridiplantae; Streptophyta; Magnoliopsida; Brassicales; Brassicaceae.
CAAAGAAAACCUAAUUCUUGAACCCUGGUAAAUCAUUCUUGGUCAUCAAAUGAGUUCUUUUUUUUGCUAGAAUUUGGUGCAUUAAAUUAAAUGUGGAGGUCAUCAAAUGAGUUGUUUGUGAGAAGUAUGAACCUCAAAAGACAUGACAUAUAAUAUCAGAAAAACCUCACGUUCCCACAAUAAAUUUCAUGCAGAAGAAGCCAGGCUAUAGUUUAGAAUGGCCCUCAUUCUUAUCUCAAACCAGCUUAGCCCGUCCCGGGUCUAGUGAUAUAUCACUUCGGUCUGAUCCAAAUACUCUCUUUUUUUUUAUCUUUUUCAUGACUGAAACUUAAAAUGCAUGAGAAAACACGCAGAGGAGUUAAUAUACAAAAGAUGUUACUCUGUUCUAAGGAGCAUGGUGGUGAUAUGUUUAGUUUUACGGCUCAAAGACUAACGAUCCUCAGUUACAAAAAAAAAAAAAAAAGACUAACGAUCCAAACUGUUUUGAAAUUAGAAUCAAUAAUAAAACAUUGAAAACUGAAGUAUAAACAAACAAUAUAUAGUUUCGUAAAUAGACUUGAGAGGAUAAGUCUGAAAGUAAAACUAACUUUUAUUCCAACGUCAAACGAGUUUAACUUCAGAUUAUGUACUUGUACACCUAAAAAUAACAUACCAUAAGCGCAUCUGCAAAAGUUAUGUGUAAGAAGGAAUGAUUGUUCUUCUCUUACUCAGCUAUUUUCGGGGGGAUGAAUCUGAAUCAUAAUGAAUAAGUACUCUGUUCUGGCUCUGUUCUGUGUCCCAAUCAUAUUGGACCCUGCAAAUAUUGACACUUCUUUAUGAAUGUACACUUGCACUCCACUCAAAAUAACCGUUUCACCCGAAUCCCUAGAUAUUAAAGACCAGACAUACAUACACAGAUAGCUUAUUAAUAUUAUCAUAAGUACAAUUCAACAAUGUUGAUCAUAAUCAAUUUUCAGAUGCUCAUCACCCUUUGAGGUUAUAUUCAAAUAUGAAUUAGAUAUUGCAUUUGUACAAAUGACUUAACCCAAACUACACAAUUUUCAUACUAACAUAGUAACAUAUAUAAAUAUAUUGUAUUGUAACAAAGUCACUUAAACUAGAGCGUAGAUCAGAUCUUGUAUACUAUCUUUCUAAUGAAGACAAUCCUUGAAUCAUAAAUUUAGGAUCACACUUCGUCCAAGAAAAUUUUAAACCCAUCCCUCUUCUUCAUACCUCUUAUCUUCACACUAUUCUUCCUUUUGUGGGGUCUAAGCCUCCAUGCAUGAAAUCAGUUACAACUCUGAUCCCAAUGUGAAAAAAUAACAUAUCAUAAUCGCAACUGUAAUAAUGCAGUGCACGUUUGAACGAUUUUUCAGUUUGAUGAGCAAAUAUAACGGAACCGCACGAGUGAAAACAAAAUGGCAAACUAUUAUCAUAAUCUAAACCCCUCGUGAUGUAUUUUAUCAAAUAAAAAACUUGCCCAUCUCAUAACAAAAACAUCACAUUUAAUAUCUCUAUGGACCAUGGAUUCUUUACUAUCUAAGCUCUACAAUCGAUCAUCUAUAUAUACACAUGUUCUUCAGCAUUGUACUUCUCAUCACCUCACAAUCUCUUUCCCUACUCAUCCUUCUCAUUUGAUCUAUCUCCUUCUAUAUUCUUAAAAAAAAAUGAAGAACAAGUUCAUAAAAGCAUGUGAAAACAAACUGAAAACCAUGAAGAGCAAAUCCAUAGUCAUACCUUGUACUUCAUCUUUCUGUGAGAGUUGUUGCGAGAAGGUUGCUUGGGGGUUCAAGAAGGAAAAUGAAGCUAUACCUAAAGAUGUUCCAAGAGGACAUUUGGUAGUGUAUGUGGGUGAUGAUCACAAGAGGUUUGUGAUAAAGAUGAGUUUGCUUAAACAUCCAAUCUUCAAGGCAUUGCUUGAUCAAGCUCAAGAUGCUUAUGAUUUCAGUUCUGACUCAUCAAGAUUAUGGAUUCCAUGCGAUGAAAACACUUUCCUCGAUGUCGUCCGUUGCAGUGGCGCUCCUCAGCAUCAACGGAAAUGCAUUGGCAUGUACAUGUAAGAGUGAAGAUAUUUUCAUUUGGUUUUUGGUUUUUCAUCUGUGGAUCUAUGUUUCCAGAGAGAACUAAUGUUGAUUUAGAUAAUGGUGUACACUUCCUCACUAAGUAUGAUUAAUAAUAUUGUUAAGCAUAAGCAAGAGUCACUGAAAAAGAAAACAUCUACAAAUGUUGCAACAUUUAAAUUUUGACAAAGAUUGUUUUUUUUUUCUCUCGCACCAUUUCAAGACGAGACAUAAAGCAAAACGUUUCAGACAUGGUUGCCUCUGUUCUGUAUCAUAUAAACGACCAGGACCAAGUACAUUUUGAAGCUAGACAACAAAUAAGAAGUACUGAUCAAACUCUUUUGUCAACUCUGUCGAAUCCACAAAUAGUUACACGUGAUUUUCAUAUAUAUCAUACAAAGUGACACCAUUCACAUUACAAUUACUCACUGAUAAAACACUCAAUUCAAACAUAAUAAAAAAGUAAAAGCAACAAAACAAAAACAGAGCAAAA